This is a messenger RNA of Schistocerca piceifrons (Central American locust), 3617 nucleotides long. Its product is annotated as protein spire-like. Gene Ontology annotation, molecular function: actin binding. The transcript is spliced from 9 exons. The record is from RefSeq and is a predicted model, not a curated record. Gene Ontology annotation, cellular component: cell cortex; cytoplasmic vesicle membrane. Lineage: Eukaryota; Metazoa; Arthropoda; Insecta; Orthoptera; Acrididae. Gene Ontology annotation, biological process: actin nucleation; actin filament network formation; intracellular transport. The coding region runs from base 1 to 1707 and encodes 568 amino acids.
AUGGUGGUGGUGGUGGUGGUGGUGGUGGUGGUGGUGGUGACGACGACCCGCGGCCGCUGCGCGGUUUUAAUGGCGGGCCGGCGUAUUUUACGGCUGCCAUGCGUCAUCGCGAUGGGCUGUCCCCGCCAGCCGCCAGCUGUUCGCCGUCCUCCGCCCAAGGUCCGACGUGACGUGGCGUGGCGCGGCGUCCUGGCUGUGGCGACCUCGGGAUGCCGCGGCCGAACCGCUACGUCUACUCUUCACAGGCGCCCGCCCGCCGUACGCUACCGAUCGACAGUCGGUUUCACUUUGGCUCAGCCGUCGCGCGUCUCAGUGAGCGCGGAGCACACGGAGGAUAACUCGCACUGCCAGUGGCGCAACUGGCUCGUGCCAAAGAAUAUGGCAAGUUUUAUCACCGCCACGGAGCGGGUACCCAGUGCGUACCGCACCUCCCGCAACCCCCUAGCUACGCAACUACAUGCUGUUGCACCCACACGUGGUCGAAGCCAACACCUCACUGAAGCGGCAAACUGUCUGUUCCAGAGUGACGACGAUGACGACGACGAAGACGACGACGUGGAUGUAACGUCGCCGACGCGGAACGGCGGCCCCACCCCUGCGUCGUCGACUGCAGCGACCAAGGGCAGCUCGAGUGGCGAAGGUCGCCGCCACCCCUGGCACCGGACAGGUAUCCUGACGCACCACGAGUACCACAGCUACAUGGACAGCGCUCUCGAGUCGUACGACCUCGCAACGCAGUGUCCAAGUCGCCGGGCUUCAAUGCGGAGGCACACAAUCGUCGUGUGUAAUCCGCAGCAACAGCAGUUGGCAGCAGAAGCUGGCCUGGGUAGCCAGUCAGUGCCACAUUCGAGGCCACAAUCUAGGGGCCCUACCCCAUCGUCGGCAAGUUCAGAAGCGGGUACAGAUACAGGCAUGCUGGGAUUAGGAAAUACACUUCCUGAGAUGUCGUGGUCGAGGUCUUCCCUGCAAGAUGAGCUGCUGCAUUCGAAAAACUGGCAGCAAGCCAUGGAGUGCCUCUCUCUCACACUGGAGGAAAUUGUCCACAUACGGAGUGUGCUUACUAAAGCAGAAUUGGAAAGUCUACCAGUAGAGGGGCAUGUGAAAGAGGAUGUAGAGAAACGAAAGGUGUGCUUCCUUUGCCUGAAAACAAGAUUUGGAAUCUUUGGUCCCUGGGGCCAGUUGUGCAAACUGUGCAAGAGAACAGUGUGUGCCAAAUGUUAUUCAAAGAUGAGGAUACCAACUGAACAUUUCUCCAGAGUACCUGUCUUUGCUUUGAGUCCGGGUCUGUCAUCUCCAGAAGAGGAGACAAAGGAGUCAUUUCCAAGGUCGUUGAUGUCACGACUUAUGGUUCCUGACACAGCAGCACGAAAUAGUGUUGGGAGUGCACCAUCCAGUCCACAUCUUACAAGAGGCGAAUCAAUGUCUGCACCACCUUCUGCUAUGAGCUCUAGCAUGACGGGCAGCAUAGAAGGACCACAGUCGUUACCUGCCAUGAGUCCUGCAUCUACAGCCAGUGAAAGGAGGAGUAUGUUGAGCCGAUCAAAAACACUUGGGCGACCUGAAACCAAGAAAGAUAAGCUGAAGGGCCUCCAGAUGACAGUCUGUCAUGACUGCAAGACGAUGGUCAUACAGAUUAUUAAAUCAUCACGCACAAGUCGCAAUAAUGCCAUUAGACACCUUACAUUAAACCUUUCUCCUGUAUACUGAAAUGUUAAAGAUGUGUAAAAGUUGUAAAUAUCCUAGAUGAAUAAAGACGUCUGUACCUGCACUUGACCUGUUAAACCCAGGGUAAUAUUGUGUUGUUAAGGACUUUGUAACUGGAGCCCAGCUAUUCUAUAUCAUCCCAGCCAUCAAAUGUAUAUUGCUGUUUCUUUACAUAAAUAACAAAAUGAAGGCUGACAACUAAAUGAAGGUGCUGUGCAACCCCAUGUAAAUAAUUCUGUACAAUAAUUUAAAACUGUAAUCAUUUUCAUUUUCUCUCAUUUCUUUAUUUAUUUCUGUAAUUUUUUUGUCUGUCGCACAUAAAUGUGUAAAACUGCAUCCCUCAACAUUUUGUUGAGUGAAUUAUGGAAGUGUUACAAAGCAUCUGAGACAUAAAAAAGAUUGCAUAAUUUGCUGAGUUGUCUUAUAUGGUUUAAUAUUUUGUUCUGUCAUGUUACUGAAACCUAAGACAGGCAUAACAUGUCUGUUGUUCUGACAGUGUGUGUCAUUCUUGGUCCUCACUUAAGGAGUUUCAUGAAAAUUUUGAAUCUCUGGAGUGUGAGAAUGAGGUUAAAAAUUUCAGGGUCAUUCACAAAAUUAAAUUUUCCACACAGUGACUGCAGUUAUAGUAUCAGUGAUACAUUGCUCUGAAUCUCAGAGAAAGGAAGAUCUGAGAUCUGAGUUUCAUUAAUGUUCAUGAAAUGAUUUGUAAAUAAGGCAUGGAAAAGUGAUGACUGUAAGAAAUGAAUGUAUCUUUUCAUCUCGUUGAAAAAUCUGUAGAAGUUAGGUCUGUGUCAGACUGGUUCUUUCUAUAGUUGUUAGUGGUGAAAUAGUUCUGGUGAUCAUUCCUAAAAAUAUAUGUCUAGAGUAAUGUGAUACUAAUAUUUAUUUAAGACCUAAUGAAUGAUCUAAUUUGAUAAUAUGCUGUAGAUACAAUGUGUGAAAGCAUAAUAUAGUAGUUGUAUCAAACAAACUGUUGGGAAUAGGAGAUAAUUGUUGAAGAGUACACAAUCAAGUGCACAGCUUUUUUAUUUUAAGAAAAAUCCUGUAAAUCUCCUACAAUGGCCUUCACAUAUAAGCUAGUUACACAUUGUUUAGAUAAAAGGAAAAGCUGUGAAAAUGUAGUACUUACAAACACCCUCCUACACAAGAUAUUGUGCAACAGAGAGAUUCAGGCACUUUGCUUUACCAUAUAAUUUAAUACUGCAUAUAGUUUGUCACAGCUUGAUCUGAAUCCUGUUUGUAUAAUUUUUCAUAGAACAUUUGUUUGUGCCAUUCAAAAGUACAGUAAACUUGGAUACAACCAGAAAUGUUGAAUAAUUUUUUAGAAACCCACAGUAUUUUUGUAUAAAUAGUGUUAUUACAUUGGGAUUUACGUUACAUAUGAGAUUCUCCACACUUCAAAAUUGUAUAUACUGUCUUCGUACAGGAGUCCAGAAAAACAUAGGCAGCACAGCAAGGAGAAAGUAAGUGAUGACUAAAAAAUCAAAAUUGUCAGCAUAGACAAUAAUGAAGAGAUGAGUAUUUUAAAUGUGAAGGAUGAUAAAAAUAGGAUCGCUAUAUUUUAAUUAACAAAUGUUAUUUUUAUACCUGAAUUGUUGUAUAAUUAUUUGCACUCUGUUGUCAUUUAAAUUGUUGAAAUGGUUGUCACAUUAUUUUAAAACAAUUUCCACAUGAAUAUGAUCUGCCUUUUAGAUGUGAUUCUCAUCCUUCACCUUCACUUUCAUAAGUCAUACCCUUGAUAGGAGUGUGUGUGGAAGGAACACAGACAUUCGUAGUUCACAACAGUAUAUGCCUCAUAUUUGUACAUACAGGUGUGUACGGUUUUCUUCUACUGUAAUGAAUAUGCUCAUUUCCUGUCCUGCACAUUGUUAUUAAAACUGUGUUCCCUUCAAUAAAAAGAUUGAGUUUUUUAA